Messenger RNA from Lytechinus pictus (painted urchin), 4751 nucleotides. Its product is annotated as deaminated glutathione amidase-like. Gene Ontology annotation, molecular function: hydrolase activity, acting on carbon-nitrogen (but not peptide) bonds, in linear amides. The transcript has 6 exons. NCBI's taxonomy places the organism in Eukaryota, Metazoa, Echinodermata, Echinoidea, Temnopleuroida, Toxopneustidae. Bases 85 to 936 code for a protein of 283 amino acids. The record is from RefSeq and is a predicted model, not a curated record.
GUUUGUCUCUGCGCUGCACCAACAGCCAUUACGGUUACGUUUAUAAUGCCAACACGAAAGUGAACGAAUGGGACAACUUGUGAGAUGGCCGAGUUAAAAUCGGAGGGUGUAAAUCUGGCGGCAGUUUGCCAAAUAACAGCAACUGAAGACAAAAAAAAGACAUUCAGCUCAUGUAGGAGAGUCAUAGAAACAGCAUGCAAAAUGGGCGCAGAGAUGGUAUUUUUACCCGAGGCGUGUGAUUACAUCCAAAGAUCUCCAGCUGACAGUGUCAGAUAUGCAGAGGGCAUGGAUGGUCCAACGAUGUCAGCUUUCAAACAACUUGCAAAGGAACACAAAGUAUGGUUGUCCAUUGGAGGAUUUCAUGAGAAGAAUCCUGAAGACGACUCCAAAAUGCUGAAUACCCAUGUGAUUCUAGAUGAUAGAGGGGAUGUCGUCAGCAGGUAUUCAAAGACUCAUUUAUUCUCUGUGGAUAUCCAAGGGCAGUUCAAGCUGGAUGAGAGGGACUGCUGCACCCCAGGAAAGACCAUUGUACCUCCCGUCGACACUCCUCUUGGGAAAGUGGGAUUAGGCAUCUGCUAUGACCUACGGUUUCCAGAGUUUUCGAUGAUGCUGACCAGACAAGGGGCAGAGAUCUUGACGUUCCCUUCGGCUUUUACAAUACCAACGGGGAUGGCUCAUUGGGAGCCGUUGUUACGGAGUAGAGCUAUUGAGAACCAAUGUUACGUCAUCGCUGCCGCCCAGACUGGAAAACACAAUGACGGUAGAGCAAGCUAUGGUCAUGCAAUGAUUGUUGAUCCUUGGGGCGCUGUCGUUGCCCACUGUUCUGAGGGAGAAGGGGUAGCUGUUGCUCAAAUUGAUCAUGGUUAUCUUCAGAAGGUUAGAACAUCAAUGCCUGUUUGGGAUCACAGAAGAACUGACUUGUAUCCAACAUUUUAGCCUUACUACAGAUACGAUGAGAAGAAGUAAAUGCAGCUGAGAAAUAUUUUUUGCCAUGAAAAGGUGAUGUUGCGAGAACCAAUGUUUUGAAUCGAUUAUGAUUAUCUAAAAAAAAAACCUGUGCAGGAUCACAGGAGUAUAUGUUCUCCUUAUACGAUUAUUAUUUCAGCCUAAACAAAAAUUGGUGUUACAAUGAGCAUCUACAAUUUCAAGGUGUAGGAGAUGUUGCAAGUACCUAAAAUUUCAAGAUUUAUCUUAUUAUUUAUCUUAUGACAAAUUCAAAGAAAGGAUCCAGAUGACGUUGUUUGACCUGGUUUCUUGUAACCUUUCUUCUCGUACUGCUUUUCUUUCAUGCUUUCUGGUCCAGUCCAGUAUUUCAUUUUUGAAACUCCAUCACUGAUGCUAUCCCAGACACCUGGAUAGUAGAAUGAAGAAAAUACAGGAAAAAAUAGAAAAAUUAAGAUUAUGGAAAAAAUACAUAUAUAUUUGGCUUGAAAAGAGGUAAUAGAAGUGAGCAGUCAUAAAAGACUUAAAGAGACAAAGAGAACAUCAGCUAAGAAAAAUAGUAUCAAGCUGAGGAAAAAAGGUAGUAAUCCCAUAUACGGUAUUUAAAUCACAUGUGUUUGGAUAAGUUUUUGAAUGAGCUUAAUAACAUGAUUUUUGAAAAGAUAUUCUUGAACGGUUUGAUUUUUUUUCCAAAAAUGAAAAAUAAAUAUGUGACUCACCAUUCAACAGGGUUCUCGAUUCAAGCCCAGUAUAAAAGUUGACCCGUUCAUCACUGUCGAGAACGCAGUCAACAGUAUCUUCUGCUCUGCUCUUGAAUUUCCUUGUUGAUGCUUUCACAAGAGAAGCAAUAUCCUCACAUGUCAUAUCUGUUUGAGUUUGUACUUCCUGCACCAUCGGUUUCAUUUCCACUGAAGACAAAUAGUCAUGUUGAUCAGAAUGACACAAGUUUUCGGGAAGAGCAUCCAUAUCUGUGAAAAACAAAAAUAGAGAGAAAGAGAAUCGGAUUAUUAAACAGAUUAUCAUUGAAAAAUAACAAGUAACAUUUAGGAAAAAAAAUGUACCUACAAUGAGCUAAUUUAAAUAAAGCAGUUUAUCAGCACUAGAUCUGCCUACUAGUUCUGGGAACUUCUGGCACCGCAGACAGUACAAAGUCAAAGACAAAGUAAGGCUCAAGAUCGUUGGCAAAAAAUAGACAUUUUUAUCGCCAGGCAUGGGCUUGGAAUUUAAAAUUAUACUUACGUCCAACAUGGCCAUGAUGUCCAAGAAAAGACUUUGAAGGUUUGGCCUUCUUUGAUCUUGACUCCACCUCAACUGCACUUCCAACAGUACCGAUGACAUUGUCAUCUGUAGUUAGUGCAGGGUGAUGCAGGGUCCCAGAAAAGACCCGGCGAGAGCUGGCUGCUUUAACCGGGGAACUGGUGGGGUCGAUAUCAGAGUCGGUCUGUUGCCGCUUGAAAGCUGAAACUUCCCUGGCAUGCCUGGCGGUUUCCAUCUUGUCAAUCGCUGUGGUGGGACGUUCUUCUCCAAUGAGACCAAAAUUGUUCCAAAACAAGUAUCUAGGAUAGCCUCUAGCAUGACCAUCUGGAGUAAUCUGAUCUCUAUCAAAAUGUCUCGACAAAGUCGCGAUUUUUUUGUCAAAUCAACUUUGUCCUUGGGGCAAAUCAACCGCAGCCAUGUCGCUCGUGUGCUGACAUCGGUGGGAAAUUUCACCCAAGUCACGUCCUUCAUCCAUCCCCAUUUGUCAGGGUUCUUGCGCUUCGAAUCAUGAGCCCAGCACUGUGCGGCCUCACAAAAGAAGACCAUCGUAACUGAUAAUCAAUAGAUGUAAUAAUACUAGUAAAUAAUCAACGAAUUGUUCAAAUAAACAUUAAAAUCUUUGCGACGGCAGGAGAGUGUAGCGAGUUCGAGCAGACGAUAUAUGCAUAUGCAUGCCCAGCGCCAGGCGACGACGGCGCGUGGCUUCCGAACAGGAAGUUGUAAUAACGAAAAGCUAUCCCAUAAUGCAAUGCACGUUACAGGGAUUUUUCCCGGAUCUCGGCGAAAUCGCUAUUUGGGGUAGCGAGAAGUAUAAUAAUUUGAGGCUCUUUCCAUUUACUUAACUUUGCAUGCGAAAUCAACCAGGUAUAACUGUUCACAUUUGUUGGGCUCUACUCAUUUGCUGUAAGGCUUAGUAUUUCACUUACAGUUUGAAUAGCUGCAUGAUAUAUUACAACAUUCACACAGGCGCAAAAUAUGUAGAUGGACAUGGUUUUUUUGUAUUAAUGAGAUGAAUUUGUAUAGCACAGCCACUAUGGGAAAAGUGGGGAAUCCCGAACACCUUUUUAAUCAAGAGCUAUAACAAGAUACCUUGGGAGCCUUAUUCUAAGACCAGUACAUAAUUUGAAACAUUCUGAUGAAACCCUUCAUGCAUUGACGAUAACAACGUCUCUAUUCAGCAUUAAGCAUUCAAGGAAGUGAGCAAUAUAAAGGAUAGUGAUGAAAAUAAAUGAUCUUACCAGGUUAUUACGAUUCAUUCAGUGUACUUGUCCCAUGGAGCUGCCUUUAGACCUUUAUCCCGUGUUUCCAGGUGCAGUUUGGUGCCUAUAAGUAUAAGACGUAUUCUUGUAGAUUUUCCAUGAUUUGUGCGGAGAGAAUAUGCAAUUUUCUCAAGCUUGAAUCUCCUUGCUUUGAGUCGUGAUGGAACAUCUGAACUAAUGUUGGGUGAGUUUUCUUGUCGCGAUUCUUAAACUGAAAAGCUCGUAAAACUGCAUCACGGUCAAACAUUGACACAAAUCGUACAAUGAUUGGACCCGGUGUUUGUCAAUCCUGUCGGUCUUUGGGGUAGGGCUUGCUGGGAAGGUGGUGAUGGUCGUUUCACAAAAUGCGUGUCAUUCGUUUCUUCUGUAGAAAAUCCAAUUGAGGCUAUGGCGUCGCAGACAUCGCAGGCAGCAUUCUUAGGGUUCUUGGCGGCUUUAGGUGGUGAUUUUAUCCCAUAUGUAUUUUCUUCUUUCUUUACAAUGGUUUACAUUUUUCUUUUCAUUAUAAUUGUAUGUCUAUCUAUCAUCAAUAUGGUUUCUUUCAUAAUAUUUUCAGACCAUGCACAGGUCAUGUGCGACGCUAUUAACGUAUAGUAUUCCAAAUUAUAACAAAAUAUUUGAGGAAGUUUUUCUUUUUGUAAACACUGCAGUCAAAAUAUCCAUAGAUAUUGGUAUUCCCCUAAUUGUGCAGUUGACUCAUUCCAUAUUUCCUUAACCAAUUACUUUACUUUACAGCUCUCAUUUCAUCUCUUUAACCCUAAAAGAGCCGGGUUAUUUGGACCCCUCUCACAGCCAGGGGGGAUUCCGCCCGCCCCCCCCCCCCCCCCACAUAAUCAAUCUGUCAAUUGCUCCACACUGGAAACAUCCUUAUGGCACACAAUCUUGUAUUCUAAACCUUCAAGUGAUUCUACUAUUCCUUUUUUCUCUUCCAGUGUAUGUGGUCAUGCCAAAUACUAUGUAGUCAGUUUACUAGCAGUCUAUUUUUAAACAUGUUUUUUACAUCAUCAGGACUUAGGCAACUUGUCUGAGUGUGUUGUGUUUUGAAUGUCUUUCUUCAUAGGUCUCAGUCUCAUAAUGGUGUCAUCGUUGGCAGGAUUUAGAAAUCUGCCAUCUAUGUUUGGUGCAUCGAGUUUGCAGUGACUCCCAUCAUUGACAGUGUAGACUUGUUGACUGCUGCUCCAUCACAUACAACAGCUGAAAUCCGAAUGCCAUUGUUGUUUAAGAGAUGGAGGCAUUCUCUGAGGAGGGCACGUUGAAACGUGGAAGUUUUUUUUUUUUUUUAAUAUUCUAUUG